UACAGCUGCUAUGUCCACAUGUCCUGGGCAUUGCAUAUACCAAUUCAACCUGCCUCAAUUUCCAAACCACAACUUCACAUAUUCUCUUCCAAUUGUCUCCUUCCUGAUUGAUGGCACCUGGGAAGGUAUAAAGGAAAAAAAAAAAAAGCCAUUAAAUACAACGGAUGAGUGUGGAGUUUACAUUGAGCAAGCUGUGCCUGUUUUUGCCAACAUGUCCAAACUAGUGGAAUGUGUGCCAAAUUUCUCAGAGGGCAGGAACAAAGAGACUAUAGAUGCCCUUGCUGCAGCUAUUUCUCAGACUGGGGGAUGCCGCUUGCUGGAUGUUGACCCUGGACCUUCUACAAACCGCACAGUGUUUACUUUUGUUGGGAACCCGGAGGCUGUUAUUGAAGGCGCUCUAAAUGCAGCACGUGUGGCCUUUCAAAUGAUUGACAUGCGAAAGCACAAAGGUGAGCAUCCUCGGAUGGGAGCUCUUGAUGUCUGUCCCUUUAUUCCUGUCCGAAAUGUGACUAUGGAAGAGUGUGUGACCUGUGCUAAUCGCUUCGCAGAGAGACUUUCUGAAGAACUUCAUGUUCCAGUAUACCUGUAUGGUGAAGCUGCUCGGAGCGAGAGCAGAAGAUCCCUACCUGCUGUGAGGGCUGGAGAGUAUGAAGGUCUUCAUACCAAGUUACAGAGUCCAGAAUGGGCUCCAGAUUAUGGAAAGCCUAUCUUUAUUCCUAGCUGGGGAGCCAGUGUUUGUGGAGCUCGUAAAUUUCUAAUAGCUUAUAAUGUUAAUUUGCUGACCACUAAAGAGUUGGCACAUCGCAUUGCCUUGAAUAUUCGAGAAGGAGGUCGUGGAAAGGAACAGCCUGGAAGUCUUAAAAAGGUCCAGGCUCUUGGGUGGUUCCUGGAGGAGGAAAAUUUAGCUCAAGUAUCUGCAAAUCUACUGGAUUAUGAGAUAAGUUCUCUGCACAUGGUCUAUGAAGAGAUCUGCAAGGAUGCCAAGGAGUUGAACCUUCCUGUGCUUGGUUCUCAACUUGUGGGCCUUAUUCCCCUCCGAGCUCUGAUGGAUUCUGCCGAGUUUUACAUCAAACAAGAGAACUUAUUUAUACUAGAGGAGGAACACAAACUCCGAUUGGCCAUUAACAGACUUGGUUUGGACUCUUUGUCUCCUUUUGAACCUCGGAAAAGAAUUAUUGAGUACUUGGUCCAGGAUGACUGCUCUGAACGUGCUCUUGUGAAGCAGACUGUGGAAACGUUUGUGCAUAGUGUAAGAGCUCGCUCUGCCACCCCUGGAGGAGGCUCCGUGUCAGCUGCUGUAGCUGCCAUGGGGGCUGCCCUGGGCUGUAUGGUGGGACAGAUGACUUAUGGGAAACGUCAGUUUGAAUCUUUGGAUGGAGUUAUGCGGGAGCUGAUUCCCCCAUUCCAUACUGCAGUUGACCAUCUUCUCUGCGCAGUAGAUGCUGAUUCCAAUGCAUUUGGAAGCUACAUGGCAGCCCUGAAGCUCCCCAAACGUACUGCAGAAGAACAGCAAAAGAGGUCUUCUGCGCUACAAGAAGGACUGAAGGAAGCCAUUGGCGUGCCUCUUCGCCUGGCUGAGAAGAUUAAUACUUUGUGGCAACCUUUACUGGAUUUGUCGAAACAUGGGAACAUUGCAUGUAUAUCUGACUUGCAGGUUGCAGCUAAAGCUCUAGAAACUGGAGUUUCUGGGGCUUAUUUUAACGUUCUGAUCAAUCUGAAGGAAAUCGGCGAUGCAGAGUUCAAGAUGCAGACCCGGAAUAAAGUCUCACAGCUAUUGGAUGAAGCAAAGAGCUGCAUGGAGUCUGUGCUACGAGAGUGCGAGGCCCGAGUCUGAGAUCAUGUUGAUAAUGAGCAUAAAAUAAACUUAAAACCUCUUGUUAAUGA
Pelobates fuscus (common spadefoot toad) is the source of this 1884-nucleotide messenger RNA. It is a transcript of the gene FTCD, whose product is annotated as formimidoyltransferase cyclodeaminase. The record is from RefSeq and is a predicted model, not a curated record. Lineage: Eukaryota; Metazoa; Chordata; Amphibia; Anura; Pelobatidae. Gene Ontology annotation, molecular function: transferase activity; folic acid binding. The transcript is spliced from 14 exons. Bases 11 to 1834 code for a protein of 607 amino acids.